Messenger RNA from Penicillium coprophilum, 2334 nucleotides. RefSeq lists its product as uncharacterized. Lineage: Eukaryota; Fungi; Ascomycota; Eurotiomycetes; Eurotiales; Aspergillaceae. Bases 1 to 2334 code for a protein of 777 amino acids. The record is from RefSeq and is a predicted model, not a curated record. The transcript is spliced from 4 exons.
AUGUCCCGACGAGCACCACCCCGCGACUACGACGAAGAGGAUGAAUUCUAUGAGAUGGCGCGAGAGCGUGAGCGACAUCACAGGCCGCGCCGACGAGAUCGCGACUAUGAGGAAGAAGAAUACCGUCGGCGAAGGUCCGAGCCCCUAGUUGAGGAUAUGGAGCGUAUGCACAUUCGAGAACGUCCCAGGCGAGACUUCAUGGCAGAGAGCUAUGCGCCACCGCGAGGACGGGAUGAUGUGACUCUCAUGCGGACAAGAAAGGAGGUAGAUAUGGACUCGCCUGAGCGAUCUAUGCGUUUGGACCGGGAUGAUGUCUAUAUGCGGCCGCCUGAACCCCGGCGCAGACCCCGUCCUCGGGACAUAGAUGACGAUGAGGCUUUUUUCGAGGAGCGAGAGAUACGCCGGGGGAGUCGGCGGCAUCCGCGUGAGGUUGAGAAUGAUUUGAUUUUCGAUGAAAGAGAAAGACGUCGAGAUAGAAGGCAUCGCCCAGAGCGAGUGCCCGAAGAGGAUCUGAUAUUUGAGGAACGACCAAUGGAGAGAGGCGGUGGUAGGAGGCGUCGCUCAGAGCCUGAGUUUGAGGAAGAUGAGGAACUUAUCGUCGAACGGGAAAGAACUCGAGGAAAUAGGCGAUACCCGCGGGAAUUUGAAGAGGAUGAGUUGAUAGUCGAAGAUAGAGGAAUGCACAGAGGGAGCAGGCGUCACCCAGAGCGAAGGUCCGAGGAUGACCUGCUCUUCGAAGAGAGAGAAAAACGCCAUCGCAGGCGACACCCAGAAAGGGAAUUUGAAGAAGAUCUGUUAGUGGAAGAACGCGGGAAACCUGGAGGAAGAAGAUACCGACCCGAGCGCGAAUUUGAGGAAGAGGAAAUGUUUAUUCGACGGAAAGAACGGGAAGAGCCUCCAUUACGCCGCGGAUGGGACAGCGAGCUUGACAUUCGAUCGCGUGAAAGAAGAUUGGAGUUUGAGGAAGAAGAAGAACCAUACUAUCGACCACGGCCACGGGCACGGCCUCCACCUCCCCAACAGAUCGAAGUGGAAGAGGUCCUUAUGCGCGAUGCGCCCCCAGAGCGACGCGGAGGGCGAGUCAGUUUUUCAGAUGAAGAAUUUUCAGAUGAUGAUGUUGUGGUCCGGCGGAAGGAUAAAGGACCACGGCCAGGGCCAGUCGACCGUGUUGACGAGGAAAUUCUUAUCCGCGAACGACGUGAAAAACGACGCAGUGUACCUUCGGAGGAUCUUGAACGCGAAUUAAGGGGUCUCCAGCGCGAGGUUAAAGAAAAAGUUCCACUGGAUGAAGAACUUAGUAUGCGUGCACAGGUCGACUCCAAGUCACGCCCCCGAGACCUUGAAGAAGUUAAGGAAGAGAUCAGUAUUCGGAAAACAAAGGAUAAGCUCCCAUCACGCCCGCCUUCGCCUUCUUUGGCAUCGAUACAUGUACCUCCGAUUCACCAAGACGUGUUUACCCACCAUAGGCACAUUGAACAUGGCUUUGAAGACCCCCAUACACCUCGUGUGCGCAGUCCGGAACCGCGGUCCCGGAAAGGUAGUUUUGAUGAGAUUGACAUUCACCAUCGAAAAAUGCGAGGAGGACGAGUAUCAGAGGAGAACAUAACCCUCAAACACCGUGACAGUGAAGAGUCUCUCGCUCCGGAGGAUUCGAUAUCUCCAACUAGCGGUCCAUCACUUGAUUUCAAAGAUCCAUGGGAGCGAGAACCCAAGUCCUCAACUCGUCGUCGACCCAAGCCACUAGACGAGAGUGACCUAGCCUACAGCCUUAAGGAACCCCCUUCCAUGCGCGGCAUGGAAGAGGAUAUAAUGACCGAGAGUACUCGGACGGUGGACAAGGCCCCCGGAGGCACAGACGACUGGUCUGUGGUGCAUGCUCCAUCACAAGAUGACGCGAUUGAAAUGACCGGAGCCCUGGACAUUGUUGAGGUCGAACCUCGUCAUGUGUCAGUCGAUGAAGUCAAAGUAGGUCGAGUUGCCCAGCAUGUCACAGAACCGGAGGAGACGCGAAACGACCGGUGGACAGAAAUAUCCAAGAAGCUGGUGGUGAAGGAAGCCAUUGAACGCAUGGGAUUCGAGUAUGAAGAAACGAGGGGGUCCUACUAUAUCUUCUCGUACCUCGAGUCGGAUGACAUAGAUGAGCUUGUUGAAUUGUCUGACGAGAUUCGAAGUGCUCGUCGUAGACGUAUUAGGGAUAUCCAGCGGGAGCGGAACUCUGUGCCGGAUAUCACACCCCAUAUCAGACCUGGGAUGGGGAUGCCUCUGCGGGCUCGGAUGAUAGAGAAGCGUAUGCGAGAUAUCCGAGAUCGAGAAUGGAUGAACGCUCGGAGGUAG